CCGACGCGACUGGAGGAUGCGUGGGAUGAAUGCAGGACCCUGGACGCCCGCGGGCCUGGUCUGAUGUAGAGGGUGUGUCAAGGUAUCGUGUUGGUUUACAGGGGGUCUCUGCAUCCUGGCGACAUUGAUGACACAUUGAAUAGCAGGUGUUUUGCAUGUGGCACGGAGUGUUCGAGCCUCACGAGGCUAGCGUGUUCGAGAUGAGUGCGAGCGAAUGCGUUAUGCGAGAUGGAGAGUGAACUUCAGUAUGGCGAAUCGUGACGGUCACGCACGAGUCACGAGUGUGUUCGAAGUUUGAUGAGAUAGAGUCUGCUAUAAUCAUUAUCUACAAGUUUUCAAAAGAUACGCUACAUGAGCGUCGACAGCAUGAAGCUAUUCACGACAAUCACCACUUACUGUGGCCUUCUUGUCGCAGGCGGUGCCACCAAACGUGAUAUCGCAACCUUGGUCCUUGGGAUCCUCUCUGCGAUUGCAUCCGGAGUCCCCUUCCCUCUGAUUGGAAUCGUGUUUGGUCAGCUCCUGAAUGACUUCAAUCAAGCGACAUGUGAACAUGACGAUGCGAUACCCGCCUCAUACCAAGAUAGCGUCAACCAGAAGAUUCUAUUAAUCUUCUACUUGGCGAUCGCCCAAUUCGUCCUCAUCUACUGCCAUCUCUGCUGCUGGAGCCUCGGAGGCGCACGGCUUGCUCAAAGGCUACGUGAGCAAUACCUUCGAUCCCUCCUCAAACAAGAACCAUUAUACUUCAGCAAGUUCCCUCCAGGGGAAGUGUCAGCGAGACUCAAUGGCGACAUCCAAACCAUCCGCUCGGGCACAUCCGAGAAAGUCGGGAUUGUGCUCGCAAGUCUUUCAUUCUUCGUCACCGCAUAUAUCGUCGCCUUCAUCAAGGACUACAAAUUGUCCGCCGAGCUCCUAUCCCUUGUGCCCGCAUUUCUCCUCAUGAGCUUCGUCGGAAGUCAUUAUGUGGAAAAAUACGCAGGUAUCAUGUCCGACGCGAGUGCCAGCGCCGCCUCGAUAGCUUUGGAAGCUCUCUCUAAUAUGGUACUGGUGCAAUCCUUUCGCGCCAACGCUAGGCUCGAGAAGCGUUUUGCUCAGGCCCUGGAGAUCGCGGAGGCGCAGGGUAUUCGGAAAGCCUUUGCGACGGGUGUUCAAGCGGGCGUGCUUUAUUUCGUGGCCUAUUCUGCAAAUGCGCUUGCCUUCUGGCAGGGCAGUGUGCGAAUUGCGAGCAGUAUCAAUGAGCCUGGUACAGAUGCGAAUGUGGGCUCUGUGUUUACGGUGGUCUUUGUCCUGAUUGAAGCAACACUUCUAAUGAGUCAGGUCGCACCCUUUCUGCACAUUUUCGCCAGCGCUGUCGCAUCUUACCGAAAACUUCAGGAGGAGCUUCUUCGGGAGUCUCUCAUUCAAGACUCUAAGCAGGCGCAAGUGCUCUCUGAUCGACCUCUCAAAGGGUCUUUCGAGUUCAGAAAUGUAAUAUUUAGAUAUCCUGCUCGGCCCGACGUCACGGUCGUCGAUGGUAUCAGCCUUACGGUUGAAGCGCGCAAGCAUACAGCUAUCGUCGGCCUAUCCGGAAGUGGCAAGUCGACUCUUGUGGGGCUCAUGCUACGUCUGUUCGAUGCGAUGGAUGGUACUGUCUACUUGGACGGGCAUGAUGUCCGUGACUUACGGCUAGAAGAUGUCCGACGUACAAGCAGUGUGGUGCCGCAAAAUGCGGCAUUGUUGGAUCGAUCAUUGCUCGAAAACAUUGCGUAUGGCUUGAUCAGCUCGUCACAUUCUGAGCAUCAUGCACUUCUUCCAACUCUUCUCGGCCCAGGAUUAGGUAUCUUGGCAGAGGAAUUGAGGGAGGGCAAGGAGAUCGGGGCAGCGGCCCUGGCGCACGGUCAAGAGAUUGCUGAGAUUGUCAAGCUUGUACGAGAUGCAGCUAUUAUGGCAGACGCAGACAGUUUCAUUUCGGCCAUGGACCAUGGUUAUGGUACCUUGGCCGGUCCUGGUGGACAAUCUAUCAGCGGAGGACAAAAGCAAAGAGUGGCUCUUGCUCGAGCAUUAGUCAAGGACCCCGCUGUUCUCAUCCUUGAUGAAGCGACAGCGUCCUUGGACUCGGUGAGCGAGGUCAAGAUCCAGAAUGCCAUUGCUUUGGCGUCAAGUGGACGAACGACGUUGACCAUCGCCCAUCGUCUUUCGACCAUCCGGAACGCUGACAAGAUCGUCGUCAUGCACGCUGGCAAAGUUGUGGAACAUGGUAGCCAUGCAGAGCUUCUUAGUCACAAUGGAAGAUACGCAGAGCUCGUCCGAUUGCAAACGAUGAGCUCGACCACCCCGGGGCAGGACGAUGUGCUCACACCGAAACGACAGAUGAAUUCGACCGAGGGAGCACAAAAGAAGGCGGAGUUACAAGUCCGUGAAGACGCCGUUGUUGAUCCUUCGCAAUCGAAGCCGCCUUCGGUCAAUGGGACCCAUGAGUUCCCUGGCAGCUUCGCAAAGCUCUUUGCACGCACCUUCUGGCCGGUGCUCCGGCCGCACUUACUUAUGACUGCCCUUGCGUUCGCGAGUGCCGUGAUUGUGGGUGCGACAUUCUCUGGCGAAGCUGUAAUUUUCGGCAACACUGUUGGAGCUCUGAGCCCCUGCAACCCCGUUCCAAGCAUCGAAGCAAGCGGCAGAUUCUUUGGUUUAAUGUUUUUCAUCUUGGCAUUGAUCGAAUUCUUCGCCAGUAUUAUAAGUUGGUCGGGAUUCGGUUUCGUAUCCUCCAAGUCGGUGCGCGCACUUCGAUCCACUCUCUUCAACUCGAUGCUCGACCAAGAUCUUGCGUGGCAUCAGAAGAAAGGUACAUCUCCAGCCGGACUGCUAUCGUACAUCACGAGAGACUGCGAAGCAUGGGCGGGACUAAGCGGAUCCGUCAUCGGGACCAUCUGCAGCAUUACGCUCAAUCUGCUUGCUGCCAUAAUUAUGACGCACAUCAUCGCAUGGCGCAUUGCGUUGGUAACGCUUUCUCUAGUGCCGCUGCUGCUCGGGUCCGGAUUGAUGGAGCUCAGAGUGCUUGGACGAUUCGAGGAGAAGCAUGAGACUGCAUAUUCUUCUUCCGUGGAGAUCGGCGUCGAGAGUGUCACAAAUAUCAAUGUUAUCGCAACAUUUUCGCUCGAGCAAUUGACGAUGCAAACCUACAGCCGCUCGCUGGCUGGUCCGAGGAAAGAAACCUUGCGUGUCACGCUUCAGGCAAGCUUUUGGCAGGCCACAAUGUACUUUCUCGGCAAUUGCAUCAAUGCUCUGGCCUAUUGGUGGGGAUCGAAACAGAUCGCAACCGGGAAUUAUACACAGGUUCAAUUCUUGAUUGUCGUAUUCUCUCUGCUUGUUGGAGCGCUGCUCUGGGCUCAGAUGUUCGCCCUUGCCCCCGAGCUGACCAGUGCAAAGGCCGCCAUAAUGAGAAUCGCCAGGAUCAUGUCAAUCGCGAGAGAAGGUCAGGCAACUGAUGCUCUGAUUCGGACGGGUUCAGGCUCUGACUCGGACAUCGAAGCGAAAGCGGAGUCAAAGGGUACUCCGAAGGGAGUCAGCGGACCCGCGGGAGUGAGGUUCCAUGACGUUCAAUUUGCAUACCCUGCCCGACCGGACUCUCAAGUUCUGCAUGGCUUGAACAUCACUAUCUGCCCGGGACAGCUUUGUGCCCUUGUCGGACCCAGUGGUGCUGGAAAGUCAACAAUUAUACAGCUUGUACUUGGACUUUAUCGACCUCAAACGGGUAGUGUUUGGAUUGACGGAACAUGCCUAACAAAUCGCGCGGAUGUCACGUUUCGCGACAGGUUUGCCAUCGUGCCGCAGGAGAAUACUCUCUUCGAGGGCACUGUUGCCUUCAACAUCGGACUAGGAGCGCGUCCAGAUGAGGUCGCCGACCAAGAUGAAAUUGAGCACGCCUGCAAGCUCGCUGGCAUCCACGAGACGAUCAUGAACUUGCCCGAUAAGUACGACACCCUGUGCGGAACAAACGGUAAUCAAUUCUCGGGCGGACAGAGGCAACGCCUAUCAAUUGCUCGAGCAUUAGUCAGGCAGCCAGAUCUAUUGAUCCUGGACGAGCCUAGCUCAGCUCUCGACGCCGAGUCCGAAAAGUUGCUUCAGCAGAGCCUCGAGAUAGUCGCGAAGACAGCUACCGUCAUUGUCAUAGCUCACCGCCUGCACACGAUUCGCUCGGCCGACGUGAUUUUCAUGAUUGAGAAUGGUCAAUGCACAGCUCGUGGAACGCACGAAGAAUUACUGCAGUCUUCGCCUGCAUAUCGAACGAAUGUCAUGCAUCAGAUGGUAGCAGACCCGGAUUCGUGAAAGGCGACUCUGGUCCGGUCAUCAAAACAGUGGGCAAUUUCUGUGGGAAGAGCGAUUCAAGGUGACGGAGUUGGCGGGAAGGUUCGUCCAAAGCUGUCGGUGUGCCACCAACGAUCAUUGGAGCAGGCCGUCAAGCCAUCGCUGGUAGAAUCGCCAUAGCGAGAACAGCCUCAUAGGUUACAAACCAGAGCUCAAGCUGCAUUAUAGCACGUACUAUGACUUAUCGCGAAUUCUCACCCUGCCACAGAUUGAAUGUUGAAGUUGAGCGUAUCCUCUCGCUUGAGAUGUGCGCCAUGAGGCGAUCGUGUAGAUAUGGCUUGAUCUCGGAGCUGAAGGAUUUCCGGACGUGCGAGAGCCUCGGCAAGUUAAAGAAGUUCACAUCCAGGAUUUCUAAUCAGGGCGACGCGUCUAGACUCCAAAGCGUGUGUUUUAUAAGGGGCAUACCUAAGUAAAGAAAUAACUUU
This is a messenger RNA of Dissoconium aciculare CBS 342.82, 4763 nucleotides long. RefSeq names its product ABC multidrug transporter SidT. The record is from RefSeq and is a predicted model, not a curated record. Gene Ontology annotation, molecular function: ATP hydrolysis activity; ATP binding; ABC-type transporter activity. The transcript is spliced from 2 exons. Gene Ontology annotation, biological process: transmembrane transport. The coding region runs from base 352 to 4299 and encodes 1315 amino acids. Gene Ontology annotation, cellular component: membrane. Lineage: Eukaryota; Fungi; Ascomycota; Dothideomycetes; Mycosphaerellales; Dissoconiaceae.